CUCCUCAGCUCCUUCACAUUACAGCGACCGGCUGCUGGGAGACUCAACGCUUCGUAUUAACUUCCAAGAUUUCCCGAGAUUUGUUUCAUCUCGAUGCGGUUUUCGUUCAUAUCCAUACGAACGACUGCACGAUCUGCCGUCACCGGAGCAACACACAGGAACGCGUUGAGUUGACUGAAGAUCGCGUUCACGCCUCGGCGUUAUUUUGCAGGACAUUCACAUGUUUAAAGAUACAAAGGACGAGGUGGAUACACGGACUGAGAUCAGACUUCAGUCGCUGGACAUCGAUGUCAUUUAAACCACCAGCCGAAUAAAAUCGGACGUCUCCGAUGGGUCUGUAAACGAAGUGGCCUGCGGGACUUGUUUUAGUAGGUGGAUUUUUAAAAGCAUACGGUAUCGGAGUGUGAAAAUUGGGACAAGUCGACCUACUCCCCUCACAAAGAGGGUCCACGCAGCGGAGCUGAACAGCAUGCUGUUGCACUGUGUGCUUUUAGCAAAACUGACACACAUUUUUGCGUGUAGAUAAAAGGCGAAGAAUCGCGUGCUUGUGUUUUAUAACGAUACAGACCGCAAUUAAAUCAGCGCAGAAAGUUUAAAAUCAUUAACCUUAAACUUUUUUCAAUCAGACAUUUAGCUAUCUAUAUGCUAACAUAUUGAAGCCUCGUUUAUCAAAUAGUUGGUUUUCCCCAUCUAUCACACUUCACUAGACAGUUUUCUUCAUCUUCUAUUGAAAGUUAAGUUUCUGCCAUGGCUUGUUAGCUGUUCGCUGUCCUGUGACGACUCCCACCGCGAGAUUCUUCAUUCCUGAUGGGUACAAGUGCCAGCUGACGACUCCCAAACCCUACACAGUUUACCCGAAUUUGUAAACAUUUAUCUAAAGUAAGGAUGGAGUUCUUCUCCAGGAAUGUGGCCACGCUCUGGAUUAUCCUACUGGAGUUUCUGUUCAAAACACUGGCGGAGGAAGAGGUCCUGAUGAACACUAAAGCAGAGACGUCGGAUCUGAAGUGGACGACGAACUCUCAAACCAGACCUGAGUGGGAGGAGAUAAGCGGUCUGGAUGAAGAGAACAACAGCGUUAGGACCUAUCAGAUAUGUCAGAACGACGGCUCCACCAGUAAUUGGCUGCGCAGUAAACUGAUCGAGCGGCGAGGGGCGUCGCAGGUGUACGUGGAGCUGCGGUUCACCAUGAUCGAGUGCUCGUCGCGGAGCACGCCGCACCGGACCUGCAAAGAAACCUUUAACUUGUACUAUUACCAAACUGACACAGAUGACGCCACCCCUACUUACCCUGCAUGGAUGGAGAACCCUUACACCAAGGUCGACACCGUGGCUGCCGACUUCCUCCUUCGUAAAGGCGGAGAUAGGAAGUUUAACGUGAAAACGUUGCGAUUGGGCCCUCUGACCAAGCGUGGAUUUUACUUAGCGUUCCAAGCCCAGGGCGCGUGCAUGGCUCUUCUAUCAGUGCGUGUCUUCUUUAAAAAGUGCCCCGCUCUCACGCGCUCACUAUCCGUCUUCCCCGAGACGGUGCCACGGUCGCUGGUCCAGGAGGCGGUGGGCCAAUGUGUGCCAAAUGCUGCUCAGCCUGGACCCAAUCCCAGACCGCCCAAGAUGUUCUGUGGAGAAGAUGGACAGUGGGUAGACCAACCCACCACCACCUGCACAUGCCAGCCGGGAUUUGAGGCCAACCGUGGAGAACUGGAGUGUAAAGCGUGUCCUGCGGGUCAUUUCAAGAUGGGUUCUGGUCCAGGCCCGUGUAUAGCGUGUCCUGAUUCCAGUCACACAGGAGAGAUGGGGUCUGCCUCAUGCAUGUGUCGCACUGGUUCCCAUCGCGCCCCCACCGACAGUCCGGAUACACCCUGCACACGUCCACCCUCGUCUCCCCGCAUCCUCGUCCCUCAGGUCAACGACACGUCUCUUACUCUGGAAUGGAGCGAACCGCUAAACAGCGGGGGCCGUUCGGAUCUCACAUACAGCGUGGUGUGUCACAUGUGUCCGAUCCUCGGAAGCCCCUGCAUGCCCUGUGGGGACGGCAUAAACUAUCGUCCGUCACAAAGCGGGAUACAAACCCGACGUGUCAGCAUUUGGGGUCUCCGACCUCACACCUCCUACAGCUUUACCGUGAUGGCCCUCAACGGGGUCUCGUCGCUGAGUCAACAAGAGCCUGCGGGGGAAACCAUCAACGUUACCACCAGCCCCAACGUUCCUGUGGUGGUGUCUGGAUUGAGAAAGAGCACAGCCACAGAAUCGAGUUUGACGCUACACUGGGCCACACCGACACAGUCGCACUAUAACGUCCUGCAAUACCAGAUACGCUACUGUGAAAAGGAACGUAACUCUGAAGAGAACUCCUGUCAUUACAUGGAGAGCGAUAUCAAUCAGGUCGUCUUGAGCAACCUGCGGAGGGCGACGCAGUACGAGGUUCAAGUCCGCGCUCGCACCUUCGCCGGCUACGGCAGCUUCGGACAAGCCGUAACCCUUCGAACGCUCCCUGACGAAGAUGCUUCCUCGUCUCCUCUGCUUGUUACCGGGGUUCUCAUAGCCAUGGGCAUGCUGCUGCUCAUCAUCGUCAUUGCUGCGGCCAUCUACUGUAUCAGGAAGCAAAAUCUCUCCAAAGAUCCAGAAAUGAGCGACAAAAAUGGCCAAUAUCACAUGGGGGGAGUGAAAGUCUACAUCGAUCCAUUUACUUACGAAGACCCUAAUGAGGCGGUGAGGGAAUUUGCUAAAGAGAUAGAUGUCUCGUUUGUCAAAAUCGAGGAAGUUAUCGGGGCAGGUGAGUUUGGCGAGGUUUGCCGGGGAAGGCUGAGGAUUCCCGGUAAGAAAGAGAACUACGUUGCCAUCAAGACCCUUAAAGGUGGAUACACUGACAAGCAAAGGCGCGACUUCCUAUCCGAAGCAUCAAUCAUGGGUCAGUUUCAGCAUCCGAACAUCAUCCACCUGGAGGGCAUUAUAACAGCCAGCUGCCCCGUUAUGAUCCUCACAGAGUUUAUGGAGAACGGAGCUCUGGAUUCCUUCCUCAGACUGAACGAUGGCCAGUUCACGCCGAUACAGCUAGUCGGUAUGCUGCGUGGUAUCGCAUCGGGUAUGAAAUAUCUGUCGGAGAUGAGCUACGUUCAUCGCGAUCUGGCGGCACGGAAUAUUCUGGUUAACAGUAACCUCGUGUGCAAGGUAUCCGAUUUCGGCCUGUCGAGAUUCCUGCAAGAGAAUUCGUCCGAUCCCACGUACACCAGCUCACUGGGUGGUAAAAUUCCAAUCCGUUGGACUGCGCCAGAGGCGAUCGCAUUUCGCAAAUUCACAUCUGCAUCGGAUGUCUGGAGUUACGGAAUUGUCAUGUGGGAAGUGAUGUCAUUUGGGGAGAGGCCAUACUGGGAUAUGAGCAACCAAGAUGUGAUUAAUGCCAUCGAGCAGGACUAUCGACUGCCUCCGCCCCCUGACUGCCCCACCUACCUGCAUCAGCUGAUGUUAGACUGCUGGCAGAAGGAGAGGACGGCACGGCCGCGUUUCGCCAACAUCGUCUCGGCGCUCGACAAGCUCAUUCGCAAUCCAGCUUCGCUUAAAAUCACCGCCCAAGAGGGGGCAGGCCCCUCUCACCCUCUGUUAGAUCAGCGCUCACCCCUGACGCCCUCAUCCUGUGGGACAGUGGGUGAUUGGCUCAGGGCCAUCAAGAUGGAGCGUUACGAGGAAAGUUUUCUUCAGGCUGGAUUCACAUCCAUGCAGCUGCUCGCCCACAUCACCACAGAGGAUCUGCUUCGUUUGGGAGUAACGCUGGCUGGCCAUCAGAAGAAGAUUCUUUCCAGCAUUGAGGCUCUCGGGAUCCGAAACAAAACUCCAGGGAACGUGCUGUACUGAGCAACCUGCGCACGCACGUGCAAACGCAUACUGAGUUUUGGUGUAAACUUCCCGUGCACAAUCAGGAACAACCGUACUUCCUUUCUUACAGGAUCACUUAAGAAUCAAACUUCCCUUAUCUGCUUCCAAAACUACCUGAAGGAAACCAGUUCGAGAGUUUGUCGGAUCACUGUAUUAGCGCUAACGUGGAUGUUACCUAAACCAUUUUGCCACUUCUGGAGCCACGUGGCAUAAUCUUAUCAGAUGAGGACUGCGAUGAUGUCACGGUACGGGAGGGGUGAUGUCACGAUGUUACAAGUAUUUCCAGAAUAUUUUUCUAAUGGAGACUUUCAUAGUGAAGAAACGAACACGACGUAAAGAAAAAAUAUCUUUAUUACAAACGAGAUUUUGGAUAUGAGUAUCAGAUUAAUAACGAUGACUUCAUCAUCCUUCGUAUUAAGGAUGUGCCAUACGUGUACUUCGAUGGACCAACUCAUGUGCACACUUACUUAUUGUGUGCCAAGGAUCAAAUAUUUUGUUUUGAAACGAUGCACUCGGUGUGUGUGAGCGUGUGAAAUAAGCACAAGAGACUUUAGCACUUUUUUAAGAGAAAGACACGAAUAAGGUGGACAAACGUGCCACAUGUGCUUAUACAGAUACACACAUACAUACACACAUUAGACCUGCAACACUUGACUGGCACUAAAAGAGACCAAAUAAAUGAGUGUCUGUUGUUUUGUGAGUGGCUGAAAAACUCCAAACGUCCUUCGACUGCGUGACUGUUUUCAUUUAUUGUUGUGCUGGUUUGAAAUUUUAGCUAAAUUAACCACAAGAAUCCAUCCUUUCAUACCACACAAGGGAUUAUGGGUAAGAGCAUUUGGUCUUCACAUUGGAGAUUCACAAGAACAAACCAGGGACUUGAUUUUUAUUCUGUUGCCUAUUUUUUUGUAUAAAAUAUAUCUUAUGUAAAAAAUCAUUUUUUUGUUAGUGUAAUCUGUGUUUCUGUUACAAUAAAAAUUUCACAUUUA
Paramisgurnus dabryanus is the source of this 4853-nucleotide messenger RNA. It is a transcript of the gene ephb4a, whose product is annotated as eph receptor B4a. The record is from RefSeq and is a predicted model, not a curated record. Gene Ontology annotation, cellular component: dendrite; plasma membrane. Gene Ontology annotation, molecular function: transmembrane-ephrin receptor activity; ATP binding; protein binding. Gene Ontology annotation, biological process: axon guidance; ephrin receptor signaling pathway; protein phosphorylation. Lineage: Eukaryota; Metazoa; Chordata; Actinopteri; Cypriniformes; Cobitidae.